Thunnus maccoyii (southern bluefin tuna) is the source of this 978-nucleotide messenger RNA. RefSeq names its product major histocompatibility complex class I-related gene protein-like. Gene Ontology annotation, biological process: immune response. The record is from RefSeq and is a predicted model, not a curated record. The transcript is spliced from 5 exons. Lineage: Eukaryota; Metazoa; Chordata; Actinopteri; Scombriformes; Scombridae. Bases 10 to 978 code for a protein of 322 amino acids. Gene Ontology annotation, cellular component: external side of plasma membrane.
CAAAGCAAGAUGAAGGAUUUCGUGUUGUUGCUUCUCUUUUACCAUGUUGUAUCUCCAGUGAAACACUCCUUGACAUAUUUGCUGACUGAAUCAUCUGGACUCCAAACCUUCCCAGAGUUUGUGGCUGUUGCUGUGGUUGAUGAAGUUCAGGCGGGUUGCUGUGACAGCAACAGCAAGAGAGCAGAACCCAAACAGGACUGGGCAAAAAAAUUAAUCAAAGAUCAUCCUCAGCAGUUGGAGUUUUACACUCAGAUCUGUGUGUCUAUCUAUGUAACUCUAAAAACUGACCUUGUCACUUUGGAGCAGUACUUAAACCAAACUGGAGAUGUCCACAUUUUACAGGUUAUGGCUGGCUGUGAAUGGGAUGAUGAGACUGAAGAGGUUAUUGGUUUCACUCAGAUUGGUUAUGAUGGAGAAGACUUCUUAUCAUUUGACCUCAAGACACUGACAUGGAACGCUUACAAACCACAAGCUGUCAUCAUCCAGCACAAGUGGGAUCGUGAAAAAGCUCAAUCAAUCUUCAUUAAGAACUUCCUCACCAAUAUUUGCCCUCAGUGGCUGAAGAUGAGUCUGGACUAUGGGAAGAGCUCUCUGCUGAGAACAGACCUUCCCUCAGUGUUUCUCCUCCAGAAGACUCCCUCCUCUCCAGUCAGCUGCUUCGCUACUGGUUUCUACCCUCACAGAGCCGAUAUGUUCUGGAGGAAAGAUGGAGAGGAGCUUCAUGAGGAACGUGGAGAGAUCCUCCCCAACCAUGAUGGAUCCUUCCAGAUGAGUGUUGACCUGAACGUUUCAUCAGUAUCACCUGAUGACUGGAAGAAGUAUGAAUGUGUGUUUCAGCUCUCUGGUCUAAAGGACGACAUCAUUACCAAACUGGACAAAGCUGUGAUCAGGACCAAUUGGGGUGAGACUGGAAUCAAAUGUUACACAUCUACUAACAACAUCACUGAGCUCUCUGAGCAACUGAAUCCAGAAGCCUGA